CCUCGAUUCGGCAGCAGCAGCUCAAGUUGUUGGAGAGCUGAAUCUUUGCUCCUUCGGGGUUUUUUUUUGUUUUGUUUUGUCUCUUCUUUUAAAAUCUAAGACCGGAGGCCGAUUCUCCCUCCAGCUCAGAAUGAACCUUGCAGUGCUUGUUUUUGCCUCCGUGGCCACUGUGACCACCUUUGCCCUUGACAAUGGACUGAUGAGGACCCCUCCGAUGGGCUGGUUGGCGUGGGAGCGGUACCGCUGUGACACCGACUGUGAUAAUGAUCCCAAGAACUGCAUAAGUGAGAACCUGUUCAUUGACAUGGCAGACAGACUCGCUGAGGACGGCUGGAGGGAACUCGGCUACGUCUACGUGAACAUCGAUGACUGCUGGUCCCUGAGGGACAGAGACCAGAAGGGACGGCUGCAGGCCGACCCGAAGAGGUUUCCUGGGGGAAUCAAACAUUUGUCACGCUACAUGCAUGACAGGGGUCUCAAACUGGGUAUCUACGGUGACAUGGGCACUCACACUUGCAUGGGCUACCCCGGCACCCCGGUGGACAAGAUAUAUUUAGACGCUUUGACAUUCGCAGAAUGGGAAGUGGACAUGCUUAAAUUUGAUGGCUGUUAUUCCAACGCUACAGAUCAGGCAGAGGGUUAUCCUCUCAUGUCAAAGGCUUUAAACUCUACAGGUCGACCCAUCGCCUACUCCUGCAGCUGGCCUGCCUACCAGGGCGGCCUGCCACCAAAGGUAAAUUACACUCAGCUGGGUGAGAUCUGUAACCUGUGGCGUAACUAUGGCGACAUCCAGGACUCUUGGAGCAGCGUGCUGAUGAUUAUUGACUGGGUUUUCGCAAACCAGGAUACCCUGACCCCUGCAGCGGGACCUGGAAAGUGGAACGAUCCUGACAUGCUGAUAGUUGGUGACUUUGGCCUCAGCUUGGAACAGUCUCGCAGUCAGAUGGCUCUGUGGGCCAUCAUGGCUGCUCCUCUUUUCAUGUCCACCGACCUUCGCGUCAUCAGCGGCGAGGCCCGGAGCAUCCUGCAGAACAAAAUGAUCAUCAGCAUCAACCAGGAUCCGUUGGGCAUCCAGGGAAGAUGCAUUUUGAAGGAGAAGAGUGGCAUUGAUGUGUACUGGCGCUCCCUGUCAAAGAAUGCCAGCGCUUUAGUUUUCUUCAGCCGCCGUACCGACAUGCCUUAUCGCUACAAGACUUCCCUCCAAAAACUCAACUACACUGCCGGCAGCUACAAGAUCCACAAUGUUUACACUGAUGAGACCGAUGUGCUGACUGACUCCACGAUGUUCGAUGUGUCAGUGAACCCCACAGGCGUGGUCAUGUGGUAUGUUUCUGCACCUGCAAAACUACCGUUCCACCACUUUAACAGAGGAGCCAAACUCCGCGGCCCUGCCCACCAUCCAGAGGAAAACGGCGUUCCUCAGGGCUUCCUUUGAUCAUUCAUUGUCUUUUAAUUGUUUUAGCCUGACUAGAAAUGCUCUUAUGGGGUUUAUUUUGAUCAAAACACACACCAUCUGCCUUCUCGAAGAAUUUAUUUUACUACCUCAAAAUGAAUAUGCUCUUUACCAAAGUAAUGGAACUACAGCCACAUAUCACAAUGAUUUUUAUUCUG
Nematolebias whitei (Rio pearlfish) is the source of this 1611-nucleotide messenger RNA. It is a transcript of the gene naga, whose product is annotated as N-acetylgalactosaminidase, alpha. The record is from RefSeq and is a predicted model, not a curated record. Gene Ontology annotation, molecular function: alpha-galactosidase activity. Bases 131 to 1435 code for a protein of 434 amino acids. The transcript is spliced from 9 exons. Gene Ontology annotation, biological process: glycoside catabolic process; glycosylceramide catabolic process; oligosaccharide metabolic process. Lineage: Eukaryota; Metazoa; Chordata; Actinopteri; Cyprinodontiformes; Rivulidae. Gene Ontology annotation, cellular component: cytoplasm.